AUGACUGAGGUGGAAGUGGGCUCAUUGUUUGGGCACGUGGAGAAGUACCUGUCUUCGUUCUACACGGACUAUUUCAUGACGGACGACACGAACACGUUCUGGAACGGCUAUAACAAGGUUGCUGCUUGCGAAAAUGGUCCUAAUUACCGUUCUUCAGCACGACUUCUUCAAGCCGUUCCUCACGAAGAUGAAAGAGAUAUGCCUCGUCGAUGCCACAGAAACGUGUUCGUGGCGAAAUACACGUCGAUACUGAGGUACCUACGUGAGAAUGAAGGAAGCGUUCUUGCAUCGGAUAUGAAAAAUUCAUGGAGCGAUAGAGUGGACCAGCGGGGAGCGUGGGUAACGACGGAUUCUCCGCGAGUGCUUCCGAGACAUAACCUACCCAGUGGAUAUGCCCGCGGAUACGCGAACAUACCUCGAAGAGGUCACGCUCCAGCUGUUCAUGAAGACGCAGGGACGGAUGAGAAACGAGAUGACAAACGAGAGCUUCAGAAGCUAACAGAAGGAUCAGAGCACUAA
This is a messenger RNA of Necator americanus (New World hookworm), 519 nucleotides long. RefSeq lists its product as uncharacterized. Lineage: Eukaryota; Metazoa; Nematoda; Chromadorea; Rhabditida; Ancylostomatidae. The transcript is spliced from 4 exons. The record is from RefSeq and is a predicted model, not a curated record. The coding region runs from base 1 to 519 and encodes 172 amino acids.